UCUGUCGGCAGGACAGGUUCUGGUCUCGCACACCCCGAGGAAAGACUGUAACUUGGAGAUGACAUGACAAUGGUACCUGUUCAAAACGCGGAGGAGCCUGGCCAGCUGUGCCAGAAAAUGAGAGAGACCGAGAGUGACGGCAACAACAGCCCGAGAGGCGCUCGGCCGCAGCUUCCCGCUCCAAGAGGAUGUGGAAUGUUUACUUUCCUCUCAUCUGUUACUGCUGCUGUCAGUGGACUCCUGGUGGGUUAUGAACUUGGACUCAUCUCUGGGGCCCUUCUACAAUUAAGUGGCUUAUUAUCCUUGUCUUGCCGACAGCAGGAAAUGGUUGUAAGUUCCCUGCUCAUUGGGGCCUUACUGGCAUCACUCACAGGAGGAUUCCUGAUAGACAGAUAUGGGAGAAGAACUGCUAUCAUUUUGUCAUCUUGCUUACUUGGACUAGGCAGCUUGGUUCUGAUCCUGACUUUAUCCUAUCCAGUUCUUAUUGUAGGACGAUUUGCCAUAGGAAUUUCCAUAUCUCUGUCUUCCGUUGCUACCUGUGUCUAUAUUGCAGAGAUUGCUCCGCAGAACAGAAGAGGCCUUCUCGUAUCAUUGAAUGAACUUAUGAUUGUAAUUGGCAUUCUCCUUGCCUAUAUUUCAAAUUAUGCAUUUGCCAGUGUUUUCCAUGGUUGGAAGUAUAUGUUUGGCCUUGUUAUUCCACUGGGAGUUUUGCAGGCCAUCGCGAUGUACUUUCUUCCCCCCAGCCCUCGAUUCCUAGUGAUGAAAGGGUCUGAUGAAGCUGCUAGCAAAGUCCUAGAAAGACUAAGAGGCAUCUCAGAUACCACUGAAGAACUUAGUGCAAUAAAAUCUUCCUUGAAAGAUGAACACCAGUAUAGUUUCUGGGAUCUUUUUCGGUCAAAGGACAACAUGAGGACCAGAGUACUAAUAGGCCUCACAUUAGUUUUUUUUGUGCAAAUCACAGGACAACCAAACAUUUUAUUUUAUGCAUCAACUGUCUUAAAAUCUGUUGGGUUUCAGAGCAAUGAGGCAGCCAGCCUUGCCUCAACUGGAGUUGGAGUUGUCAAAGUAAUCAGCACAGUUCCAGCUACCCUUUUUGUGGACCGAGUGGGGAGCAAGACCUUUCUGUGCCUGGGCACCUCAGUGAUGGCAGCCUCCUUGGUGACUAUGGGUCUUGUGAAUCUUAAUAUCCCUAUCAAUUUUACCAGUAUCUGCAGAAAUAAUAUUCCUGUCAAUCACUCAUUAGAAGACUCGAAUUUUUUUGAACAAGAAAAUUUUCCAGUUAGCAACAACAGUCUAAAAGAACUAUUUAUAGGAAUCUCUCCAAACAGCAAGAGCUCACUAAUGUCAAUCAAAAGUGACACUGAAAGGCAAGGGGAGCUGACCAGGGCAUCUGUUUCCAGUGUUGAAACCUCUAGACCAAGCCCAACACAGCAUCACCAGGAAAUGGGCCCAGACGAAAUUCCAGAGUUUUUGAAAUGGCUCUCCUUGAUCAGCUUACUUUUUUAUGUCGCUGCUUUUUCCAUAGGUCUUGGACCAAUGCCCUGGCUGGUGCUGAGUGAAAUUUUUCCUGGUGGAAUUAGAGGAAGAGCAAUGGCUUUAACUUCUAUCAUGAACUGGGGCAUCAAUCUCCUUAUCUCACUGACGUUUUUGACUGUAACUGAACUUAUUGGUCUGCCAUGGGUGUGCUUUAUUUACACAAUAAUGAGUCUGGCAGCAUUGCUUUUUGUUAUUUUGUUUAUCCCGGAAACAAAGGGAUGCUCCUUGGAGCAAAUAUCAAAGGAACUGGCAAAAUCGAACUACGUGAAACACAACAUUUAUCUUAUGAGUCAUCAGAGAGAGAAGUUAGUGCCAACGGAGCUUCAAAAGACGAAACACCAAGAGCAGUUCUUAGAGUGCAAAAAGUUGUGCGGUCAAAGGGAAUCAAGGCAGCUCUUUCAGGAGAACUGAUGCCAUGCAAACACUAAUGAUAUUGAUUUGGUGUAAGGACACUUAGUAGUGUCUUUGUAAUAAUAUACUUUUUUUUUUUUAAUUUUGGUGGCCGAAGCUAAAGUUUUAAGGUAUUUCCUAAUCUGGUCAGAAGUUGCUUUAAAAAUCAGUUCUGAAUCUUAAGGUCCAACUAGGGAAAGAGGAAGUAGACAUUAUCAAACUACCUACCAUUCCCUAACAACCAGUUGAGAACUGGCCUGGGAAAGUGUGGUUGGGUUAUUGCUUUUCACUGUCCUGACUGAGCAAUUUAAGAAAGAAAAGGCCUUCUGCAAUCAAUCAUGUAACCACUCUACAACCCCAAAUAUAUAUAUAUAUAUAUAUAUAUUUUUUUUUCCCCCCAAGGCAUGAGGGAUGGAUUUCUAAAUAUGAUUUUACCACUAUAGGAACCUGCCUUGUGGAGUGGAUCUUUUUUUCUUUUUUGUAAGAGAAGACAGUCAAUUCUAUGGGUGCAGCUCAUCUUUCUUUGUUAGUUUAGAAAGGGUUGGAAUGCUAAUGGCUACAUUUUCAACUGGUUGUAUUUGCUGACCUGUAUCUAAUAAGCAUAGCAAAGGUUUUUAUAGUUGCUAUUAAAAUUCAUGUAGUAAUAUUAAAACUUUAAGUAUCCUACAAGUGGGCUUUUUGAACCCACGUGAAUAUAUUCCAGAUCCCAAUGCCUACAUAAAUAAGGAAUCAGUUCUGUAGUAGAUGAUAAUUAAUUUAUUUUUUAUUUUUGGCAGGGCAAUGAGGAUUAAGUGACUUGCCCAGGGUCACAUAGCUAGUAAAUGUCAAGUGUCCGAGGCCAGAUUUGAACUCAGGUCCUCCUGAAUCCUGGGCUGGUGCUUUAUCCACUGAGCCACCUAGCUGCCCCCGAUAAUGAAUUUUUAAACAUUUUUUCUUGUUAUAAGUGCGAUGCCAAGAGAAUUUGGAAAUAUGGGACCAUAUUUAGUUGCAACUCAUUGAAAACUUAUGAAAAGAUUCAUCAAAUCCAGAAGUUAGUCAGAUAUUAAUCAGUUAUCUUUAUUUUGUUGCCUUAAAUAAAAUAAACUUUCAAAACUUUCUCAUAUCAAGGCUUUCAAAACUGAAGUGCCUGGUAUCUCCAACUUCUUCACAAUUCUCAGGAAUUUCCUACCUCAGGCUAUAACCAAUAGGCCAUUAUAGUAGUUAACCUUCAUGCUGCUGCAGAUUGUGUCAAGUUAUGGAUGUUCAAAGAUUAGAUCACCUAACACACCUAUUUUGCUUGUACUAUACCCAAUAUAAGUGAACAAGGCAUAUAUAUAUUUCUAUCUAAAUUGUAAUGGAUCCAAUCCAGGAUUUGCUUUCUGUGCUGUAUUUCCAAAUAUUCUCCAAUUUAAAGACUUGGGCAAGGGUGCAUGGAAAACAUGGCAGAGUUUGAGAGAAGUAAAAAGCCACAACCACCAAAAAUUCAUGAUACCAAUAUAUAAACUGUAAUUAAGAGAUAGAGGAUGUAUAUCAGAACUUUGAAUCCUUAGUCAAUACAACUUGACGAAAAAUUCAAGCUACAAGUUCUUUUUUUUUUUUUAAGAGUGUACAAAAACCAGUGACCCUUUAAAAAAAAAAAGGACUUCUUUAUUUUGGAGUUUGAUUUGAUAACAAACCUCAAUCUCUCAUAUACCUUUACGUCAAAUUGGGGAAGAUACAAAUCUAGGAUAGCGACAAUAGCUCAAAUAACAGAGACAUGCUUUGAAUAAAAGAUACAAUGUAAGAAAUAAUUCUACCUAGACAAAAGCUACUAGGCACAUUACUGAGAUUUACCUGGAAACGACAAGGGAAAUAUGGAUAAUAAGAGAUAUAAGAAAGAUGCUAGGUGUUAGAAGCAUAGCAUAUUUCACAUGCAGGUUCUAGCUUUAAAGGAUGACCACUUUAAAGAUAAGUUUAUUGCAAUCCUUGGUGUUCUACCAAAGCUUUAAAAUUAAGAUACACUGUGGAUGGAAAGUAAAUGUCAGGCUUAGUUUUUAUUUUAUUUUUUUAAAUAAGCUUCUCAGGUAUUCCCUGAAAUGGUUCAAAUAACCCACUCCAUUAUAGCUUAUGAGCACUCAUGAUCAACAGAUGCUUGCAAACCUUGUUGGUUAUUGCUGGUGAUACCAGUAUCAAAAAACUAUUAAUUCUAAUUUCCAAUUAAAUGUUUACCCAUUCUCACAUCAGAACUCCUGUUUUCCAAGAAUAGGGAGAAUUGUGGAUGAGGAUAUAUUUUUAUUACUCUUCCCCCAGUAUAACUGUGUGUGUGUGUGUGUGUGUGUGACAUAUGUUUUAUAGCUAUUUCUCUCUUAGCAUAUAUCCAUUUGUUGCUCUUACCCUAUUGGGUUGUAAUCUAACACUACCUAAUGAUACUGAUUCAGCUCUAUAUAAACAAUCUCUAUCCUUUCAGCACCACCUUCCCUCCCCCCAAUUUAAAAACCAAAUGUACCAUUUGAGAAAGUACUAAUCAAGCUGGUUUAACCAUCAUUGAAAAUCUUAAGAGAUUUGAGUCUAAUCCUUGGGUUUAGUCAUAUUUUUUUUCUUUUCCUGGUUUUAAAAUAAUUUCUAAAAAUAUAAUUGUUCCAUAUGCACUUCUUUCCUUAUUGCUCCCUUGUUUAUUAACAGCUUAGAACUGGAAGCUCAUUAAAACCAAUGCUCAAACUAAUAAUACAGAAUUUGUACUUUUGUUCAUCCAUUUUGAUUCUUUACAUUAGAUAAACUAUUGAACUUUAAAACGAAUUAAAUAUAGAAGAAAAACUAUUAAUGAGAACAUUAAAAUAACCUACAAAUUCAGAAUAAUUUCAAAGUCAGGCUUAUUACCCAAGACAAACCUCCACAAGAAAGAAUUUUAUUUUGAAGUCAGCCUUUUCACUUCUUAUAGGGUAAUCAGGAUGGAGAAUGAUAAGGACGAGGGGAAAAAGAGGGCACAUAGAACAUGUAACAUUUGUACAAAAUUGUACAAUUUAUCCUAAUUUAGCAUUCUAUAAUAUACAGGAAAAGUUA
Dromiciops gliroides (monito del monte) is the source of this 4944-nucleotide messenger RNA. It is a transcript of the gene SLC2A12, whose product is annotated as solute carrier family 2 member 12. Lineage: Eukaryota; Metazoa; Chordata; Mammalia; Microbiotheria; Microbiotheriidae. The transcript is spliced from 5 exons. Gene Ontology annotation, molecular function: transmembrane transporter activity. Gene Ontology annotation, biological process: transmembrane transport. Gene Ontology annotation, cellular component: membrane. Bases 64 to 1947 code for a protein of 627 amino acids. The record is from RefSeq and is a predicted model, not a curated record.